AAGCUGCUUCCCUCCCCCGCAAUGCCCUCUUGCUGUCUCUUUAAGAGGUCAGCAGGUCGCCCCGCCUCUUAGGGAUCUGAUUGGCUUCUUCCGCGGCUUGCGCCUUCUUUUUGAUGUAACUCCAUUUCUAUAGGCUUCUGGGGGCUGGGGGCGGGCCUGAGGGCUAUAAGUAGGGGCUGUGGCUGUUUUUGCGGUUUUGGCUGAACGAAAAGGACGCGCCUGCCAUCUGGUCACCGCUGCCGGGAAGGGCUGCGUGGUGUCUUGGGGGCCGGUGGGCCCGGCGCGCUGACCGCGUUUCCCCUUUCCCGCCGAUUCCCCAUUUCCGCGGAGCCGGCUGUCCCCGGCUCUUGCGCGACGUUCCCUGGCCUUGCUGCCUGCCAGGGGCGCUGGAGGCCGGAGUCCCGGGGCCUGGCCGGGUCUGCGCACCCUGCGGUGGUGGAUGAGCGGCCCGGGCGGCGGGGGCUGAGCACGGCCCGGGACCCUCAGGGCCAGCUGCUGGCGGGAUGGACGCCCUGGAGGAGGUGUUUCGGGCCAACGGGAGCACAGCCCCGCCCCCGCCCGUGGCGCCCAACAUCAGCGUGCCACAUCGCUGUCUGCUGCUGCUCUAUGAGGAUAUUGGCACCUCCAGGGUCCGGUACUGGGACGUCUUGCUGCUCGUCCCCAAUGUGCUUUUCUUCAUCUUCCUGCUUUGGAAGCUUCCGUUCGCUCGGGCCAAGAUCCGCGUCACCUCCAGCCCCAUUUUUAUCACCUUCUAUAUCCUGGUGUUCGUAGUGGCGCUGGUGGGCAUCGCCCGGGCCGUGGUGUCCAUGACGGUCAGCACCUCGGACGCUGCCACCGUUGCUGAUAAGAUCCUGUGGGAGAUUACCCGCUUCUUCCUGUUGGCCAUCGAGCUGAGUGUGGUCAUCCUGGGCCUUGCCUUUGGUCACCUGGAGAGCAAGUCAAGCAUCAAGCGGGUGCUGGCCAUCACCACAGUGCUGUCCCUGGCCUACUCUGUCACCCAGGGGACGCUGGAGAUCCUGUACCCUGAUGCCCACCUGUCGGCUGAGGACUUCAACAUCUAUGGGCAUGGGGGCCGCCAGUUCUGGCUGGUCAGCUCCUGCUUCUUCUUCCUGGUCUACUCUCUGGUGGUCGUGCUCCCCAAGACCCCGCUGAAGGAGCGCAUCUCCCUGCCUUCACGGAGGAGCUUCUACGUGUAUGCGGGCAUCCUGGCGCUGCUCAACCUGCUGCAGGGGCUGGGAAGCGCGCUGCUCUGCGCCGACAUCAUCGAGGGGCUCUGCUGUGUAGAUGCCACCACAUUUCUCUACUUCAGCUUCUUUGCGCCCCUCAUCUACGUGGCCUUCCUCCGGGGCUUCUUUGGCUCGGAGCCCAAGAUCCUCUUCUCCUACAAAUGCCAAGUGGACGAGACUGAGGAACCAGACGUGCACCUGCCCCAGCCUUACGCGGUGGCCCGGCGAGAGGGACUGGAGGCAGCAGGGGCCGCAAGUACACAGUUCGACUCGGCCGGAGGGGUGGCCUACCUGGACGACAUCGCCUCCAUGCCCUGCCACACUGGCAGCAUCAACAGCACAGACAGUGAGCGCUGGAAGGCUAUCAACGCCUGAGUGUGGCCACCCUGGCAGGAAGGCCUGCUGGGGCCUGCGGAGGGCAGACUGGAGAGAAGGCCAGGGCGCGCAAAGCCCCUGGUGGAGGAGGACGAGGUCGCAGGACCUUCUGUGGGCGGCAGCCCCAUGCGGGCCCUGUCCUGCCCUCUGCGUUGCCUGUGGCCACCUCUGCUCUAGCUGGGGGCCGCCUCCCUCUUCCACCUGCCCUCACCCUGCUCAGCGACAUGGCCCAGACUCUGAUCUCCCAGGGCCUGCUGAGGGCGUCUCCUUUCUCCAAAGCCUGCGCACCCGGGACCGGUCUGGCCUUCCUCGUCCCUUCCAAAGUCCCCUCCCCGUGGCACUUUGGCCUCUUCAGAGCCCACUCUGGCAGGUGGGCUGAAGUGUGGAUAUUUUCUUGAUCUAUUUUUUAAUAAAAAACAAAAGGAGCAGAAGGUGUAGCUGUAGAGGUUCUGCCGGAGCGCCGGGGCCGGGGCAAGAACCCGUGCCGUACAGAGGUCCUGGCAGGUCCUGUGUCCCCAGCCCUGGGAGGCCCUGGGCCCCUUCGUUUACUCAGCCAAGGAACACUGGCCAGUGCACAGGCUGGCUGCUGGGGACGUAGAGGGAAAUCGGAUCCCAGGGCUCCCUGCCCCAGGCCCCUUUUUGAGCAGAGGAGACGCACAUGAAAAGAGCAUCAUGGUUCUGUGAGCUGUUGUCUCCCUACCCUGUUGGGGAGCCCGGGGUUUAGGAUGAGCCCUGCGGGCCCCAUCCUUUCUCUGCUCCUUCUGCUCUGCCAUCUUGGACAGGCCGCUCCUCCUCCCCCAGCUCCUGUUCAGCAUCUGGAAAAUGGGGAUUAGAAGGCCUGUCUUCGAGGGGCUCUUGUAAGGGUUAGGAAACAGUAAGCGUGCACGGCUGGCAGACGGUUAUGGGGCAGUAAUGACAACUGGAUUGUUUUUAGCCCCUAGAACAGUGCUUGCCACGUAACAGGUGCUCCGAAGGUAGGAUGGCAGGGAGUUGAUGGGAUACGCUGAGAAGAGGCCAGAAUAAAGCAACCUGUGAAUAAGAGAGAGGUGCUGGUGUCCGUGUUGCUGCCAUCGUACUGAAGUCUGUCCCUGAGACUUUGGGCAGCCGGAGAAAAAGGGAGUUGCCAGUUACGUGAUCCCCUGUGCCAGAGAGGAGGAGGAAGGCUCAGUGGGACCACAGGGGUGCUGAGGGU
Panthera uncia (snow leopard) is the source of this 2793-nucleotide messenger RNA. It is a transcript of the gene TPRA1, whose product is annotated as transmembrane protein adipocyte associated 1. Lineage: Eukaryota; Metazoa; Chordata; Mammalia; Carnivora; Felidae. Gene Ontology annotation, cellular component: plasma membrane. The record is from RefSeq and is a predicted model, not a curated record. Gene Ontology annotation, molecular function: G protein-coupled receptor activity. The coding region runs from base 504 to 1601 and encodes 365 amino acids. The transcript is spliced from 11 exons. Gene Ontology annotation, biological process: G protein-coupled receptor signaling pathway.